This is a messenger RNA of Symbiodinium sp. CCMP2592, 2154 nucleotides long. The record is from the annotation of a GenBank genome assembly. Lineage: Eukaryota; Dinophyceae; Suessiales; Symbiodiniaceae.
AUGCGCCCGCACUUGGGGGAUGACUUCCCUCUGCUGGCCUCACCGGCGCCACAUGUGGGACAAGUCUCGCCUGUUCCACGAGCAUCGCCCAGCGACGAAGCCAACUCUGGCUGGAACCGCGCAUUGAGCUGGAAGCGGCUGCUUGUCAACAGCCCACCAGCAUGGGCGGCAUCUCCGGAGAAGUACCUAAUGGGUUUAGGUCCAGGUGAGGGCCGGGGCGAGGGCUCCGAGGGCUGCGAGGGCUCCUGGCCCUCGUGGCGCUCAGCGCCGCCUUUCCCGGCACCGAGCCUCGGCCACCGGGCCUCUCUCAGCUCCUGCCCGUGUCCGGCGGGCCCGAAGCCACCUCGCUUGCCGCCGAACUUGCGGCAAGAAGGCGAAGGCUUCUCCCAAGACGAGGAAGACGAAAUCUCGAGAUUCUUGAGCCACGUUUCCAUCAGUCCGACAUCUUAUGCUGAAAACAUCGGCAAACUUGGGCAAGAGGUCUCAACUUGCCUCGCGCCCAAAACGCCUUCUCCCCGAAGGCGAGGAUUCCGCGAGGAUCAGGACGACACCCUCAGCACUGCCUGGACCCCCUUCUCUGCAUUGAACACCUCGGGUCAGGAUUCUGGAUUCGCAACAGAAGGGCCUUCCGGAGCAUUCUUGGAGGGACCUGGCUCGACGGGUUCGCAAAGGACGCAAAGACCGAGGGGAAGCGGCCAAGCAGCAGCGGAUGACCGCACACCGCUGCGGACAUCGUCGCCCACUGGCCCUUCUUCACCCGGCGUUGCUGCUGACCCUCAAACGAACCCGAGGAUCGAGUUGGGUGAAGCGCUGCCGGAUGGUCUUUGGACGCUGCUCCAGCUGAAAGGUUCUGUAGCACCGAAGGCGCUGCUGUUGGCCCUACCAUCUCUCCUCUUCACGAUCCUGCUGUACUUCGUGGACCGCGACAUUAGCCUGGAGAAGAUCAGCAUCGGCGAUGUCACCGUGUGGUCAGGCUUGACUGUGACGCUCAGUAUUCUGAUCGGCUUUCGAACUCAACAGGCCCUCGACCGAUUUUGGGAAGGCACAAGUCUGCUUCACCAGAUGCGAGGCGAGUAUUUUGACUCUGUCAGUUGCUUAGUUUCCUUCUCGCAGUCGGCGCUCGAAGCGAAACCUGCCGAAGUGCUUCAAUUUCGUCAAACAUUGGUCCGGCUUGUCAGCCACAUGCACGAGUCUGCCUUGGAUGAGAUCGCUGGCUGCCGUGACCGAUUUGCUACCAUAGACAAGCGCUCGCUGGACGAUGAGACUCUGCGCUUUACGGCCACUUGCCAGGACAAAUAUGGAUGGAACCGAGUCCUGUCCCUGCAGCACAUGAUCCAGGUGCUGAUCACGCACCACAUUCACACGGGCGUGCUCAACAUACCGCCGCCAAUCCUGUCUCGCGUCUAUCAAACGCUCUCCAGAGGUCUUGUUAAUCUGUUGAAUGCCGUCAAGAUCAAGGACACCAGUUUCCCUUUUCCCUGGGCUCAGAUGAUCACUUGUCUCCUUGCAGUCCACACCGUGUACACGCCGUUUAUCAUUGUCUCCAUUACAACUUCGCUGUACUGGGCGUUGCCCGUGUCCUUCGUUCCCAUCUUCGGCAUGAUCGCGCUCAACCUGGUGGCAUCUGAGUUAGAGAUGCCCUUUGGCACAGAUGAAAACGAUUUGCCUUUGCACCACUUUCAGCGCGAGAUGAACCAGAGCCUGUUGCUGCUCCUGCAUGAGCGCUCUGAUCAUAUACCUUCGACUCGUGCCAAUGCCACGCACUGCAUCGACAAGCUCAUGAGGUGUGAACGUGGCGAGAAGGUGCGAAGCUUAUCGCGGUACCAAAGUCAGUCCUUGGAUGACCUCGAUGACAUCGAGGCGGAUGAGUUGAUUUCAAAAGAACCAAAGUGCGACGCCAAGCUGGAGAGCAAGGAGGAGAGCAAGGCUGUGGAUGUUGCAGUUCAAGGUCCCCGGAAUCAGAUGGACAUUGAAAACAAGCUAGACAAAGACAUGAUCGCCAUUUCCAAAAAUGCGAACGCCCUCGCGACUUUUGCAGAUGACCUGGCACCGGUACUGGUGGAGCAUGAAGAAGCGUUGUACAAACUCAUGGAUACUCUGCCCCAGCUAGAAGCUGUCUUCAAGGGUGUCCAAAUUCCUUUAAUGUCGAUUUAG